GCGGGGCGAUGGCGGCGCAGGACGUGCUGGGCCAGACCGCCCGGCUGGCCUCGUCCAGCGCCCUGCUGCAGGUUCUGUUCCGGGUGCUCACCUUCGGGCUGAACGCCUUCACCCUCCGCUACCUGUCCCGGGAGCUCAUCGGCGUGGUCAAUGUCAGGCUGACUCUGCUGUACUCCACAGUUGUCUUCCUCGCCAGGGAGGCGUUUCGCAGAGCUUGUUUGAGUGGGAGUGCCAAGAGAAACUGGACCAAAACAAUUAAUCUCUUGUGGCUGACAGUCCCCCUUGGUGUCUUUUGGUCUCUUAUCUUGGGCUUAGUCUGGCUACACUUGCUUGAAGUACCUGACCCUUCUGUGGUUCCUCACUAUCAGGCUGGUGUAGUGGCAUUUGGUCUUUCUGCCAUUAUUGAACUCCUGGGAGAGCCACUCUGGGUUUUAGCACAAGCUCAUUUGUUUGUGAGACUUAAGGUAAUUGCUGAAAGCCUUUCAGUAGUGUCAAAAUGCAUUUUGACAGUUACUUUAGUAAUCCUUUAUCCUCAAUGGGGCCUUUACAUUUUUUCCUUGGCUCAGCUUUUAUAUGUCAGUGUUCUGGUAAUGUGCUAUGUAAUUUAUUUUGUGAUGUUUCUGGGAUCUCCUGAAGCCACAAAGAAGUCAUUUCCAGUUUCUAGAGUGAAAGCUCUAUUACCUAGCUUUGUGGAGGAUGAGACCUUUGUGAACUGGAAGGAAGCACGCCUGACUUGGAGUUUCUUCAAACAAUCCUUCUUGAAACAGAUUUUGACAGAGGGUGAACGAUAUGUGAUGACUUUUUUGAACGUGUUAAAUUUUGGAGAUCAGGGUGUCUAUGAUAUUGUGAAUAACCUUGGCUCACUGGUGGCCAGGUUUAUCUUUUUGCCAAUUGAGGAAAGCUUUUAUGUAUUUUUUGCUAAAGUGUUGGAAAGAGGGAAGACUGUAAAGGAUCAGAAGCAGGAUGAUGUUGCUAUGGCUGCAAAUGUAUUGGAAUUGCUGCUGAAACUUGUGCUCCUGAUUGGCCUCACCAUCACCGUUUUUGGCUAUGCCUAUUCUCAGCUGGCUCUGGAUAUUUAUGGAGGCUCAAUGCUCAGUUCUGGAACAGGUCCAGAUCUCCUGCGGUGUUACUCGUUGUACGUCCUGUUUCUUGCUGUCAAUGGGGUAACAGAAUGUUUUACAUUUGCCUUAAUGUGCAAAGAGGAAGUGGACAGGUACAAUUUUGUUAUGCUGGCCUUGUCUUUCAUAUUUCUGUGCAUCUCUUAUUUCCUGACCCACUGGUACGGCAGUGUGGGCUUUAUCCUUGCUAACUGCUUCAACAUGGGCAUCAGAAUAGCUCACAGCACCCACUACAUCCAUCACUACUUCAGAGAGAGCUCCCACAGACCCCUCUCAGGCCUGCUGCCCUCCCCAGCUCUGCUGCUGGUUUACACCCUCAGUGCUGGGGUCACUGCUUUCUCAGAGGUGUGGUUCUGCUGUGACAAGGGCUGGAUGGCCAGGCUGAUCCACAUCAGCACAGGUGCCCUGUGCCUUGCAGCCACCCUGGUGACGAUGUUCUGCACAGAGACCAAGCUCGUCCACUUUGUCAGGAGCCAGUUCCUCUCCCGCUAUCUGAAGAAAGGAACAUGACCUGCUCCUGUGCAGAACAGUUCUUGUAUGUGCUUGGAGUAAAGGGCUGUGGUUUUUUUCCACAAGAUCUGUAUGGAAAAAAGGUUUCCACAUGUAUUUGGAAGCAUUGAUAAGGGAGUGGCAAUGUUGACACCUGCCGCAUGAAUAUUAUUUUGUCUUCUGAACUGGUCAGUACAGCAAAAGAGAAGUGAAUCAUUUUCUCUUUAUGCAUCAUUCUUGUCUAAGCUUUUCUUCAAGCAGCCUCUGAAGAUCUCAGCUGACCCCCUGACAACCUGGUUGACAGACUGUGUGUAGAGGGCUCCCCAUCCUGC
Molecule: messenger RNA, 1939 nt
Organism: Melozone crissalis (California towhee)
Lineage: Eukaryota; Metazoa; Chordata; Aves; Passeriformes; Passerellidae
Gene: RFT1
Product: RFT1 homolog
Exons: 13
Coding region: 9-1628 (539 amino acids)
Biological process (GO): glycolipid translocation; dolichol-linked oligosaccharide biosynthetic process
Cellular component (GO): endoplasmic reticulum membrane
Source: RefSeq, a predicted model, not a curated record